UGAAUUCACUCAUUAUCUUGAGCAGAUCAACCAAAGAGAAAACAAGAGUGCAGGAAAAUAAUGGGUCACAAUCCAUCAAUUAAUGCUAGUUUGAUAUCACUGGUGAUCUUGAACCUGCUCUUCAUUUCUGGAACAUAUACAGUGAGUGUAUCUGUGAAAGACUGUUGCCUCAGCUACUCGCCGUUACCUCUGCCAUUUUCACGUAUUGCUGGCUAUGUGGAACAGAAAUCCAAUGAAAUUUGUGACAUUGAUGCUAUUGUAUUUUACACCGUGAAAGGUCGGUGGAUUUGUGCAAAUCCAAAGGAUAAGUGGGUCAGACGUUCAAUGCACUUCCUAAGCAAGAGGUUGGAGAAAAUGUCUGCAAAAUCUGAAGCUUAUCAACCUGCACAAGCAAAAACAAACUAAUAUUUUUAAUCUUAUCACCCAAGGUGGUUUUAUAGUUCCUUUUUAUUGCAAAAUGUAAGCACCUAGAUUAGGUUAUGGUAUUAGCUGCUGAAAGCAUUAUGUUAAAACAAUCAUGACCUCGUUGACAGCAUGUCUCCUAAUAAUGUGAGCCUUCAAUUUGGAUCAGUUUUUGUCUUCUAACUUCAGAGAAUGUCUCACUGGUAACCAUAACUUUGAGCGAAAUACAAUAAGGCUGAUUUAAGGUUCAAUGAGGAGUGACUUAUGAAUCACAAGAUCACAAGAUCACAAGAUAAGGGAGCAGAAGCAGGCCAUUCGGCCCAUCGAGUCUGCUCCAAGGAAAAGGGAAAAAGAAAUGGGGUGGGAAAAAAAGAAGAAAAAAAAAGAAAAAAAAACUAUUCUAAUCCCAUUUGCCAGCCUUAUCCCCAUAUCCCUUGAUACCCUGACUAUUUAGAUAUCUGUCUAUCUCCUCCUUGAAUACCCCCACUGAUCUGGCCUCCACUGCUGUGCGUGGCAAGGAGUUCCACAAUUUCACCACCCUCUGGGUAAAGAAACUUCUCCUCAUCUCUGUCUUGAAACUGUACCCUCUAAUUCUAAG
Messenger RNA from Pristis pectinata (smalltooth sawfish), 1000 nucleotides. RefSeq names its product C-C motif chemokine 20-like. Gene Ontology annotation, biological process: lymphocyte chemotaxis; cellular response to tumor necrosis factor; neutrophil chemotaxis. Gene Ontology annotation, molecular function: CCR chemokine receptor binding; chemokine activity. Lineage: Eukaryota; Metazoa; Chordata; Chondrichthyes; Rhinopristiformes; Pristidae. Gene Ontology annotation, cellular component: extracellular region. The coding region runs from base 61 to 405 and encodes 114 amino acids. The record is from RefSeq and is a predicted model, not a curated record. The transcript has 4 exons.